AUACAUAAACAUCAAAGUCCGGGGCGGUAGUCGGUCUGGUUGUCACUUAGUGCCGAUGGAAAACGAAAGUAAAAAUCAAUUAUUCACAUAGGGUGUGAGUUGUAAAAAAAUUAAAAUUCGUUUGUAAAAUUAAACGAAAGCUUGUGUUAUUAAAUUAAUAUGCACAUAUAGUUUGCAUAAAACAAUUUAUCGCGAGCGUUAUGCGAGUUCCCGACAUCACGUUAACAGCUGGAAAUGCUGCACAAUUUACGCACAACACUAACAACGUUAGCAACUCAACUACACAACAACAACAACUGACAACAACCACAGAGGAGUCCUUACACUCCUUACAACCGGCACGUAAAGAGUUAAAUAAGAAUGCCAAUUGGCCGGUGAAUGAGUUGAAUGCCACGUCUACUGGUUUCUUCGAUUACCUACCCAACGCCCCGUUUAGUACCACCUCUGCGUACACCUCUUCGGCCGAUGAGUUUGUGCAGCGUGCACUGAGCUCUUCCCUGGCCGUGCCAUUUGAAUAUACGAGCACAAAUCCGGCAUUGGUCGGCAGUAGAUAUGAGGAGUAUUUCCAACGACAACCGCAAACACAAACUUAUCUAGAGAAUUACGGUGGUAAUAGCAAUAGUGCCUAUAAGGGAUUCCAGGAGGUGUAUGUAAAUCGCGCUGCAAUCGCUUUGGAUGAUUACGAAAAAAUCAAUCGUACAACAAAAUUCGUCAACUAUAAGUCCGUUACAAAUACUGCAGCACAAGAAUGCGAUAAUUUUACCACUCGCGCUGCCAGAGAUGUGAGACACAGCGAUUGUCACAUCGAUUAUAACAACGAGAUGAAAACGGAAGCAAACGUUACCGUUAAUGAACCGAAUUCAAAUCAACAGCAACCAGUUAAGUCAUUGUCGGACACAGAGGAGUUUGCUGCAGGAAAUGUGAAUGAUUCUGAAAAUGAUUACAAUGACCAGUCCAUGUUGGAUUUGUGCAACGAUCGAAACCAUAAAUCAGAAGUGGAGCAGCACAACGAUGAAUUAGAUGAAUAUCUAACAUCACCAACGUCAUCGAGUGUCUCUUUGAGCACACCACAACGGUCCUACUUUCCGCGAGGUAUAAUCAAUCCGAAUUAUCCUGGAUUCCAGCAUUUAGCGCACACACUAUCCGAACAUUUCAUCGGUUGCACACCAUCCGAUUCGUAUGACAGUGACAUGUCCGAGUGUGAAAUGGAGUUGAGCGCCGAUAGUUGUGAAGAGCUGCCCAGCGAGGAGCAGCAGGCCGAGUUGAAUACGAAACUGAAUAUCUACAAUAACAAUAGCAACAGCAACAGCAAUAGCAGCCAUAAAAGCAUACAAGUCGAGCAUGAGGAAUCAACAGAACAGCAAGAAGCUUACACUGAUGCUAACAGCAAUAAUGCCACCACACGGAAUAUAAGCAGCGAAGAGCUGCAGCAGCAACAGCAGCAUCAACAAAAGCAACACAGCAAAUUGGGCGCACUCAUUGCCAAUGAAUUGCAUGACAACUUACGACAAUUGCUCACAUUGAAUGUACCCGAUAAUUACUCCGAUGCCUAUAUUAUAAACUCUGCGGAUAAUUUUGCCUUUCGUUGUGAUCAGAAGUGUCGCUUAGUCGCACAAAUCUCCGAUGAGCGACAACAGGUGUAUGGCACCACGCCAGAUAUUUUAUUGAAAAAUUCCAACUUACGUUUAGAACAGCUUUCGAAGAAGGAGAAUCGCCCGGAUCUGCUACGUGGCGUGAGCCCACAACCACUGCGAAAACGGACCGAAGUUGCAUUUGAAGAAAUUAGAGAAGUUGCGUGUCUCGACAAAUCGGUAGAAAAGCGGGAAACGGAAAGAAAAGACGCACAGAGGUUCGUAGCUGGCGAGCGUCGUAGCAAUGCCACAACACCAGUGCGUUCCAAUGAUAUCGGUAGAGAAGACGGUGUUGGCUUUGGCAUUACACCAGUGGAUAUAAUUGGUGACUUCGAACAAGAGGUGGAACGAGAGUUUGGGCUGUUAGUGAGCGGUUAUAGGCGUUUAGUCGAAACCAAUGAUGAGGCAAACGAAGACGAAGAUGAUGUUGGACAGCCGCAACCAAUUGAGAAGGUGUCGGAUGCGAUGCUCUCGAGCGCAAAGGAUCUCAUUGACUCUGAUAAAUAUGUUACGGCACUAAAACAAAAUAAGCAAGAUGAUACCACCAAAAUUGAAGCGAAAACAGAAGAUGCUGACAAAAGUGAAGAACACGAUCCAACAGCAAUGGACUUUAUGGAGGACAAUAAUGCUGUCGAUUGGUCAUAUGGACGUUGCGGCGAUUCCGAAGAAAUAAAUGCAUGUCAUGCCAAAGAGAGAGAGCAUGACAGCCAAAGGGAGCGAGAUGACGUAACUGACGCAAGCACCGUUAGCAAUACAAGUAGCGCACAAAUGCGACCCAAAUACCAAAAAGCAUCUUAUGAUGAACGUCAGCUACCCCCCGUAGCCAUUGAGUAUAAGCGUUGCCAGCAAAAUGCACGAAACACGCGAAAAUUGGCCGGACAAAAUCAUGAGAAAUCGGAGAAGCCUACAAAAGCGGCGGGUGGCAGCAAAAUUGGGCGUAAUCACUCGAAGACGGGUUUCACCAGCCGUUUCUUCACUUCGAAGCGUACCAAUAUGGGCGGUGUUUCGAGAAAUGGCGAAGAAAAUGCCAAUCGUCGACGUGAGGAAGCCGAAAUGCAUCAAUAUCAACAGCUGAUUAACAACAAGGAGUUAAUUUUGAGCAACAGUCGCUAUACGAAAAUGUCCGCGUGGGCGCAGUAUUUGAAGAAUUCGGUGAAAAAUCAAGGCGGCAAGUGCACAAGCACUGAUUUGGCUUCACCAAGUGCUUUGGAUUUGUUUGACGCUUAUAAGAUUGGUGGUGAUUUCGAUAUGGAAACCUUGCAGCAACAUCUUAAACUGGCUAAAGAGAUAGAGAAGAAGCGUCGCAGCGAUCGCGAAGAAAUACGCCGUCGUUUGGCCAUGGGUUCGGAGGAACACAGUCAGGAAACAAAGGAACGAAAUACUUGGAAGACGGGCAUACAGUCAAGAUUAGCAAACGCACAGUUGGGUCGCUUAAAUGAUCCGUCGUCGGAUACAGAAAGCCAUAGCUCAGACUCAGAGACGUGCCCGAAGUUAUCCAAAACCAAGCAUGUCGACAAUGUGAGUGCACUUAACAUUUCGCUGGCCGAUAAACCCACCUACCCAUAUGCUGGUAGUGGACAUGCCUCGAUUUCGUCACUCAGCUCUGCAGCAACGGCCAACAAAUAUCAAACACAACAACACAUGCAACGGCCACCACAGAACAACAAACAACAGAGUUUCCAAACGAGACUGUCGGCAUUCAGUAGCGAAGAUUUGGAAUGUGACUUCUUUACCAAGCAAGCCAAACUACAAAUUGAAGCGCGUAUGGCAUUGGCGCAAGCCAAAGAGAUGGCACACAUGCAAAUGGAGAUUGAGCGACAAAACCGACGCGUCUCACCGAUUACCGAUAUCAUACGCGUUUCGCUGCGUAAAGUGGGCGUGCAAAUGACCGCCGAUAAACGUCGGGUCUCACGACAAAUGCUAACCGAUAUGAAUAUAGCGCAGCUCCAAAUACUUGUCAAUAGUCUGCAUACACAUAUUGAAGAGCUUAAUGAGUCACUAGUGCAUAAUCUAAUGGAACGAGAUGAUCUGCAUGUCUCACAAGACUCCAUGUUGGUGGAUAUUGAAGAGCUUACGCGAUAUAUUGGAGCUAACGAGCAUCUUGCACAACGGUAUAAAAACCAAAAUCCCUACAAUCACAACUAAAGCCAUAGACAUACAUACAUACAUACAAAGAAAUAAUCAUAAAUGUAUACUAAUAUACUCAUACUAGUGUGGUCUUGGAAAGCAAUGGUUAGAAAACUAAAGAUGAAACAAAGCAAAUGAUAAAUAAAUUAAAGUUAUAUUUAAUUAUAUACUUAUAGUUACAUACACACAUACCAACAUACAUACAUACUUAUAUAUAAAUAAUUAAAUAAAAGGCAAAUAAAUACUCUCAAAAUUUAAUUGUAUUAUAUUUGAAAUAUAAAAAAAUAUAUUGAAACAAGUUCGAGGUUCAGAGUUGAUAUUUGAAUUUAAUAAAAAUUAUAUGCAUACACACACACUUAUACACCCAUACACCAUACAAGAGAGGUUACAAUUAAACGCAAAUUCACACAACUGCAUACAUAACAUUAGAAGAAAUAUAUAUAUAUAUAUAUAUAUAUAUUUACAAACAGUUAUUUAAAAAAAUUAUUUAACAACUUUUUCACCCCGAAAAUACCGUUAUAUACCAAAUUAUAACAGUUAUGUAUUUGAA
Zeugodacus cucurbitae (melon fly) is the source of this 4308-nucleotide messenger RNA. RefSeq lists its product as uncharacterized. Gene Ontology annotation, biological process: positive regulation of hippo signaling. The transcript has 10 exons. The coding region runs from base 201 to 3776 and encodes 1191 amino acids. The record is from RefSeq and is a predicted model, not a curated record. Gene Ontology annotation, cellular component: plasma membrane; cell junction. NCBI's taxonomy places the organism in Eukaryota, Metazoa, Arthropoda, Insecta, Diptera, Tephritidae.